CGCUUAGAUAACUUUGUUGAACCUGAAACUCCCUCUUCGUGCCACAGUAGACUUCAAAAUUUUCAAAAAUCAAUCUGCCCUUGUUAUUUUCCAUUUUUUGUAGUAGUAACCUACAUAAUCAAUAAUCAAUAUGGCUGUAGAACAGAAAACUCCUGGACAGAUUCAACGUGAAGAGGAAGAAGCCAGAAAAAAAAUGAAACGUCUGGCGAAAGGAGGUGGUGUAGAAGGACGUUUACCAAUGAAAAGAUUAUUUCGCCAAAGAGCUCAUGCUAAUGUUUUGUCUGAUCAUGAACUGGAAUAUCCUAGAAGCCCGGCUGAAAUGGAUUGGACACCAUAUUACCCUGAUAUCCCAGAAGACUCUGGAAAAAAGGUAGAGAUCGUGGACAUUGGCUGUGGUUACGGUGGUCUUACUGUAGCUCUUGGUCCUCAAUUUCCCGAUUCCUUGGUUCUGGGAAUGGAAAUUCGAACGCAGGUCACCGAUUAUUUGAAGGAAAAGAUUCAGGCCAUUCGUUACCGAGCAGAACAUGAAGAACCGGUUGUUGGAGGUUUUAAAAAUAUUUCUGUUUUGAGAAUGAACUGUCAAAAGUUCUUACCAAAUUUUUUCGAGAAAGGACAGCUCACAAAAAUGUUUUUCUGCUUUCCAGAUCCUCACUUCAAAGCUCGUAAGCAUAAGAACCGUAUAGUUACCAGUACCUUGGCUUCUGAAUAUGCUUAUUUCAUUCAACCUCUUGGCAGACUGUACACUAUCACGGAUGUAGAAGAACUUCAUCUCUGGAUGGCAGAACACCUUGAUAAGCACCCUCUCUUCCGUCGACUCUCCAAAGAAGAAGAGGAUGCGGACGUCUGUGUUGCACUUAUGACAAAUGAGACUGAAGAAGGAAAAAAGGUUGCUAGAAACGGUGGAAAGAAAUUCACUGCUUGCUACGAGCGAAUGCCAGACCCUGCCAAAUAAAAAAAGUUAAGGCAGGUUUUUGAUUUGAUGCGCAGUAUGCAUUUGUGCACAGCUAAUUAUGUAUUUACGUGGGUUUACGGAUUGAUAAAAGGUAUAAUAUAAUACAUUUUGCUUCACCA
This is a messenger RNA of Schizosaccharomyces cryophilus OY26, 1071 nucleotides long. Its product is annotated as tRNA (guanine-N7-)-methyltransferase catalytic subunit Trm8. Gene Ontology annotation, molecular function: tRNA (guanine(46)-N7)-methyltransferase activity. Gene Ontology annotation, biological process: tRNA methylation; RNA (guanine-N7)-methylation. The transcript is spliced from 3 exons. The record is from RefSeq and is a predicted model, not a curated record. Gene Ontology annotation, cellular component: tRNA methyltransferase complex. Bases 131 to 952 code for a protein of 273 amino acids. NCBI's taxonomy places the organism in Eukaryota, Fungi, Ascomycota, Schizosaccharomycetes, Schizosaccharomycetales, Schizosaccharomycetaceae.